This is a messenger RNA of Gastrolobium bilobum, 1666 nucleotides long. Its product is annotated as aldehyde dehydrogenase family 2 member C4-like. Gene Ontology annotation, molecular function: aldehyde dehydrogenase (NAD+) activity. The coding region runs from base 46 to 1551 and encodes 501 amino acids. The record is from RefSeq and is a predicted model, not a curated record. The transcript is spliced from 9 exons. NCBI's taxonomy places the organism in Eukaryota, Viridiplantae, Streptophyta, Magnoliopsida, Fabales, Fabaceae.
UCGUGUUCCUCUCUCUGUCUACUUCGUUAGCUAACGCACACAAACAUGUCUGGUCUCUCCAAUGGCCUCGCCGCUUCAUCCUUCAACAUCCCCACCAUCAAGUUCACCAAGCUCUUCAUCAAUGGAGAUUUUGUUGACUCCAUUUCAGGAAAAGAGUUUGAGACAAUAGAUCCAAGAACAGGGGAAGUAAUUGCAAGGAUAGCAGAGGGAGCAAAGGAAGAUAUUGAUGUUGCUGUGAAAGCGGCACGUGUUGCUUUUGACAAUGGUCCAUGGCCACGCAUGCCCGGCGCUGAAAGGGCAAAAAUUAUGAUGAAAUGGGCAGAGCUAAUUGAUCAAAACAUAGAAGAAAUAGCAGCAUUAGAUGCUAUUGAUGCUGGAAAGUUAUACCAAUGGUGCAAGGCUUAUGAUAUUCCUGGAGCAGCAAGUACUAUACGUUAUUAUGCUGGUGCUGCUGAUAAAAUUCAUGGAGAGGUAUUAAAACCAGCUCGAGAUUUGCAUGCAUAUACUUUGCUUGAACCAAUCGGUGUAGUAGGACACAUUAUUCCCUGGAAUUUCCCUAGCACCAUGUUUGUUGCCAAGGUUGGUCCUGCUUUGUCUGCUGGUUGCACCAUGGUCCUCAAGCCUGCUGAACAAACACCUCUCUCUGCUUUGUUUUAUGCUCAUCUAGCUAAGUUGGCUGGAAUUCCAAAUGGGGUGCUCAAUGUAGUACCUGGAUUUGGCCCAACUGCAGGUGCUGCAAUAAGUUCACACAUGGAAAUUGAUAAGGUCAGCUUUACUGGUUCAACAGAAGUAGGCCGUGAAGUAAUGCAUGCCGCAGCUAGGAGUAAUUUGAAACCAGUUUCACUUGAAUUAGGAGGCAAAUCACCCCUCCUGAUUUUUGAUGAUGCUGAUAUAGAUAAAGCUGCUGAGCUUGCUCUCUUGGGCAUCCUAUUCAAUAAGGGAGAAAUUUGUGUUGCAGGUUCCCGUGUGUUUGUUCAGGAAGGAAUCUAUGAUGAAUUUGAGAAGAAGUUGGUGGAGAAAGCAAAAGCUUGGGUAGUUGGGGAUCCUUUUGAUCCCAAAGUUCAGCAAGGGCCUCAGGUUGACAAGAAGCAAUUUGAAAAAAUUCUUUCUUACAUUGAGCAUGGAAAGAGAGAAGGGGCCACUCUUUUGACAGGGGGUAAUAGAGUGGGCAACAAGGGUUACUACAUUGAGCCUACAAUUUUCUCCAAUGUUAAGGAGGACAUGCUUAUAGCACAGGAUGAAAUUUUUGGUCCUGUGAUGGCACUGAUGAAGUUUAAGACUAUUGAGGAAGCAAUUAAGAGUGCUAACAAUACCAGAUAUGGCUUAGCAGCAGGCAUUGUGACUAAGAGCUUGGAUACAGCAAACACUGUUUCUAGGUCCAUUCGUGCAGGGAUUGUUUGGAUCAAUUGCUACUUUGCCUUUGGGAAUGAUAUUCCUUAUGGAGGGUACAAGAUGAGUGGAUUUGGAAGAGACUUUGGAUUAGAAGCCCUACACAAGUAUCUACAAGUUAAAUCUGUUGUAACUCCCAUUUACAACUCUCCUUGGCUUUGAAUAUCUUUUGUGUGGGAUUUGUAGGAAUAAACAAUAGUGAACAAAAUCGAUCCUUUACAUAUAUACUUCACCAAAGCAAUAAAAGUGUAGCAUCGUAUGUUACAUACAACCAAUU